AUGAAAUAUUCUCCGAUUUUUCGCUUGUGCGGCGAAAACAAUUUGUAUAUUGCUACGUCUUCCUAUGAACAUAUGUUUUCGUGGCGAAUGAAAGAGAAGCGAAGAUAAAGAACAAAAUGUGUAAAUGAUGAACCUUAUAAAGAAGUAAACAAUGCAAAUAUAAUUUUUUUAGUGAACGAUUAUAAGGUUCCAAGUGUCCUACGCUUCAUUUAAUCGUUUUAAUCUUUAAAAGAAAUGGGUGGAUUGUGUUCUUGUUGUAGCAAUAAUGCGGACGAGACUAAUUUGAUGCCUUCGCCGGAAACUCGAAGACGGCAACAACUUGAGGCAGCCGAGAGACGUCGUUUUGAGAACGAACAUCGCGGCGUUAAAGAUCUGGAACGUGUUAAGCAGCAACAAUUGCGUAGUGAAGCGAAACAACGACGUCUAGAAGAAGCCGAACGUGCGGCUAAUUCGGGACCACCGACAUUAAAAUGGCAAAGCAAUUAGAUUUGUUCAAAGCACAUAUCAACAAAAAAUGAUGUUUAUCCACAAAUCUUAAUUCGUUGAGAUAAAAAAAAAAUACUUUGAUAUUAUAUUCGCUUAUAUGUGAAGCCUAAUUUAUUUAUACGCAAGUAGUUGGAAAAAAACAAAUUCAUUUAUUUUUUUAUAUAUUUACAAUUGCGGUAACGCAACAACUGCCUUACACAGUGAAGCGUAUAUGUAAAAUGAUGUCAUGUAAAGUAUAAGCUUUUUUACAUGUCUUUAUAAAACAAAUCGAUACCAAAAACUCAAACAAAGAAUUCAAUUUUCGUAAUAAAAAUGGAUAAAAGUAUUAAAUAUUGUUACCAAUAAAUUAGCUGCAU
This is a messenger RNA of Glossina fuscipes, 842 nucleotides long. It is a transcript of the gene Svip, whose product is annotated as small VCP/p97-interacting protein. Gene Ontology annotation, cellular component: endoplasmic reticulum membrane. The record is from RefSeq and is a predicted model, not a curated record. Bases 235 to 486 code for a protein of 83 amino acids. The transcript is spliced from 3 exons. Gene Ontology annotation, biological process: negative regulation of retrograde protein transport, ER to cytosol; negative regulation of VCP-NPL4-UFD1 AAA ATPase complex assembly; positive regulation of autophagy. Lineage: Eukaryota; Metazoa; Arthropoda; Insecta; Diptera; Glossinidae.